CCUAGAACUGUACCUAAUUUGCUUCAUAUUGGUCCAGGCUUUGCAAAGUUGAUGGGACACAGACACACACACACCUACACCUCAGGCAUUAUGUACAGAAUGCUGGGUGCUCUAAUAAGCUUACUUAAGAAAAGUAGGCUAAAAAAAAGUAGAUAAAGUCACAUCUAUUUAUAAAUAUUUUAUAAAUACAUCUAUUUAUAAAUAUUUUAUAAAUCUAUUUAUGUACAUAUGCCGAGAAGCAACAAUUGGCAACAGGUCUCUUGAAUAUGUAUAUACACCCAAAUAGACAUGCAUGCAUUCAUCUUAUGUAGCAAAUUGCACAUGGAGUUCAUGCAUUCUCCUACACAAAAGAAAAUCUGUGUGUGGCACUUUUAUCUGUGCAUGAAGUGGGCUACUGUUGAUUUGUUAAAAGCAAAUUCAGAUGUCACUAGAUGGCGCCCCAUAUCAAUAAGUCCAUUUGGCUCCCCCCCUCCACCCCAUAUAAAUUCCAUUUGAGCCCCUCUGCUGCAAUCCACAGGAUUCCAUUCUGUCCCCAGUUCCAAGAAUAUGCCGUCCAUGCAUAAAUUUAGCUGGGCCAGUUUUCCCAUUUCCUCUCCAUAGCAAAGGACCUGUGGGAUGGUUACAUAUUUAUACCCCAUGUCCCACGUGCCUGGCUCAUCCCAGGGCUGCAAAUACCAGGCAGAGGCGUGCAGUGACUGAGAUCUACCCCACUUGACUCCUCCCACCCUCCAGUCCAUGCUGGCCAAGGCUGAGAAUAGAACCGGAGUCAGGUUCCUGCAUACAGCUAGAGCAAGACUGGGCAAGAGGAGACUAGAUAGAUAUACAGUACUAGGUAAGAGCAGCUAGGACCACUUAAAUAAAAGAGAGAGCAAAUGGGACAAGGAGAAGUACUGGAGACCGAACUGUAAGGAGGUGCUCCAGAGCAUUCCUGGAUUCUCCUCCCUGAGAGAGCCGCUGUGCCCGCAGUGCUGAUCCGAAAUCCACUCCAGGUCCACUCCGACCCAGCAAGAUGAUUAGCGAUGAAUACCUGACGGAGUACAAAUUGGAACCGGAGGACCCUCGUUUGCGGGAGCCAGGAUCCGCUCCGCUCCUGCAGACCACUAUCGAUAUACCGCCUAAAGCAGACCCCCGGGAUCCACAUGGGAUCAACCAGCACCUAAAGCUGGAAUUCUCCGACAUCCUUGCUGAGCCUUCCUCGUUCCGCAGCUUUGACCGGAUCUGGACCUGGAGCGACAUCGUCUUUGAGAGCUCGCGCCUCUGGUGUUACCGCGUCAUCUCCCUACUCUGCGCUGUGCCAGUCUCUCUCUUCUCAGGCUUUCUUUUUGCCUGCCUAGGCUGUCUGCAUAUCUGGUGUGUGAUGCCUUGUAUCCAGCUCUGCACCAUGGCGAUGCCUCCAGUCCGCACCCUCUGGUCCAGCAUUCUGGAUGUAGCGAUUGCCCCACUCUUUGCCAGUCUGGGGCGUUGCUGCAGUGCCAUCUACCUCACCGUCACUCAGAAGUGACAAACAGACCCCUCUCCCCUCAAGCCUCCGCGGCAAAGACUCUCCUUCCCAACUGAUUAAGACCCACUGAAGACUCCACACAAGAGAGGACUAUCUAGGGACUCUUUGACCUUGGGCUUAAAAGGUGCAAUGAGGGGAGGGCAGAGGAAAGGGAAAGUGAGAGACGGGAGGGUGAGGGAGACAAUGCUCACGGGGGAUGAAGUGAAAUUAAACUCCUCCAUUUUUACUCGC
Molecule: messenger RNA, 1732 nt
Organism: Hemicordylus capensis (graceful crag lizard)
Lineage: Eukaryota; Metazoa; Chordata; Lepidosauria; Squamata; Cordylidae
Product: caveolin-2-like
Exons: 3
Coding region: 1010-1501 (163 amino acids)
Biological process (GO): caveola assembly
Cellular component (GO): caveola
Molecular function (GO): molecular adaptor activity
Source: RefSeq, a predicted model, not a curated record